Molecule: messenger RNA, 2076 nt
Organism: Chiroxiphia lanceolata (lance-tailed manakin)
Lineage: Eukaryota; Metazoa; Chordata; Aves; Passeriformes; Pipridae
Gene: SLC16A4
Product: solute carrier family 16 member 4
Exons: 10
Coding region: 242-1801 (519 amino acids)
Biological process (GO): transmembrane transport; monocarboxylic acid transport
Molecular function (GO): monocarboxylic acid transmembrane transporter activity
Source: RefSeq, a predicted model, not a curated record
AGGAGGAGGAGGAAGAGGAGGAGGGGGAGGAGGACGGGCCCUGUAACUCAGCCCCAGCGUUUGCCAGGCUCCACGUUCUGCUUUGGGGCUCGCAGGAAGGACAGACACCAUCAUCCUCUUGGGAUGUGAAUGAAGGAGCAGACUUUGGGCUGCCAAGUCAGGAAGGGGGGAUUUAGGCUCUGGAGCAAAUGAAGAGACAAUUCCUCUUCACCAUCGACUGUUCUGGGGAGGAUUUUCCAGCAUGUGGCAGCAAGGAGGGGAAAGGAAGGAGCAUGAAGAGCCCGAGGAAGCUGGGAAGAGCCCAGGGGCUGGAGCAGCACAUGGAGGGUGGGCUUGGGCAGUGGUGCUUCACUUCUUCCUGGUCAACGUCCUGGUGAUGGGGAUGCUCAAGACCUUUGGGAUUUUCUUUGUGGCUUUCCAAGAGGAGGUGGGGGGCUCCUCUGAGCAGGUCAGCUGGAUUGGCUCCAUCAUGUCCUCCCUGCGCUUCCUAGGAGCCCCGCUCAUAUCCAUCGUGUGCCAGGGGCUGGGGGAACGUCCCACCUCCCUCCUCGGGGCCGGGCUGGUGGCCGGGGGGUGCCUGGUCAGCACCCAGGCCACCAGUGUCCCCUUCCUCUGCGUCUCCAUGGGACUCCUCCUGGGGCUGGGCUUUUCCUGCCUGUACCAGGCGGCCGCAGUGAUGACGGCCAAGCGCUGCCGGGCACGGUUGGGCUUUUCCAACGCCCUGGCCCGGUCUGGGAUGGGGCUCACCUUCCUCAUGGCACCGUUCACCCAGCUCCUCCUCGACUCCUAUGGCUGGCAAGGAACUCUCCUGAUUUUUGGAGGCAUCAUGUUGAACCUGGUGCCUUCCAGCCUGUUGCUGAGACCCAUCAGCACCCGACACUCCUCUGCCAAAACCCAAGACUGUGAGUCAUUAAUGGCACAGAAGGACCCAGAAACUCCUGAUGGAUGUUUAGAUGGAACCACUGACAGGGAAUUACACCCUCACAAGGCACAGGAGCUUCCCACCACAGAGAGACUCCUGAUGUCCCACAGCAAAGAUGUCUCUGACCCCACAAAUCCAUCUGCUUUGGGAAAGCUGGAGAAACCCACCCCAGACAGAUCCUCACCAGAAACAGCCACCGGGGCCAAGAGAAGCAACAAACCCCUUUCAGCAACCAAAAAAGAAACUUCUCAGCCUCUCCUGGACUUGUCCCCACUGAAGGAUCCCGUUUUCUUCAUCUUCACCUGGUCUUUUUUGUUCAGCCACUUGGCCUAUUUCGUGCCCUUCUUUCACCUGGUGGCAAGAGCCAGGACCCUGGGAAUGAGCAGCAUGGAUGGCUCCUACCUCAUCUCAGUGGCUGGCAUCACGGAGAUGCUGAGCCAGCUGCUCUCGGGCUGGGUGGCCGACCAGAACUGGACCAAGAAGUACCAUUUCCACGUGACUUACCUGGUCCUGAGCGGGGUCACCAACCUCCUGGGGCCCCUGGCCACGACAUUCCCGCUGCUCCUCACCUACACCGUGGCCUUCUCCGUGUGCUGUGGAGGGUUCAUGGCUCUGGUGCUCCCGGUGCUGGUCGAUCUGGUGGGUGUGGAAAAGCUCCACAGCUACCUGGGGUUUGCUGCCUUCUUUGCAGGGAUAGCAGCCAUUGGAGGACCUCCUCUGGCAGGUUGGCUCUACGACUACACCCAGACCUACGUGUGCUCCUUCCUCUUCGCCGGGGCCUGUGCCCUCCUCUCCCCCCUGUCCUUCUGCUUCGAGCCCUGGGCACACAAACGGGGGCUCAAAGGAGCCCGUCUGAGCCCCAAGCCCAGGGCUGGCUGAAGGGGGAAGGGCUGGGCUGGAGUUGUACCCACAAAGGUAAAGCCAUGGCCAGCACGGCCCAGCUGUCCCGGGAACACCGAGCCCAGCGACAGUGGAAACGGGAAUUUUAGAUGGGAGAUUCAGUUUGGGUAUCUGGAUAUUCCUCCUGAUUAGAGUCUGGGUUUAUAUCUGGAUAUUUCUCCCAAUUACCUUCACUUUGUGUAUCUGGAUGUUUCUCCUGAUUAGAUUCUGUUUUGAUAUCUGGAUAUUUCUCCUCAUUAAAGCCACCUGAGAGA